Closterium sp. Yama58-4 is the source of this 1890-nucleotide messenger RNA. Lineage: Eukaryota; Viridiplantae; Streptophyta; Zygnematophyceae; Desmidiales; Closteriaceae. The record is from the annotation of a GenBank genome assembly.
AUGACGCCACAGCUACCGAUCUCAAGGCAUCUCCAAGAGUCAAUAGCCCUUUUGCGUAGUGGUGCAACCCUACUCUUUGAUGGGAAGCGGACCGCAACGUGUGGUGACUUGAUGUACUUGUACACGCUGGCCGCCCCACGUCUCACCAAACGACUUAUGGCGAUUGCGGCCAAUGUGGGUACCGAUGGGACUAAGGCACUAGCGAUUGCGCGAAGGCGCCUCCGAGCGCAUGGCCAGGAGCUACAGUUUGGUGGUGACAAUCCGGUGGGAAGGGCCGGCGAGCUCCUAUCUCGGGAACCGCGUGCAAUCGACCGCGUAACCUAUAAAUUCAAGGACUGCAAGUUCAGCGAAGAGGGGAAUCUGCAAACCACGAAAGGGUUUAAUCACGGCGGUGCACAUCGUGGACCGGCAUACGAACGUCUGAAAAGUGGCGGAGACUCGAUCGAGGAGGAUCAAUCCGCGGUGGCCGAGCAGGUCACUGAAGAUGCGGAGGAUGUGGUGCUCGAGCUGGAAGAGGACAUGCUGCCCCUUCCUGCGACAGAUGUAGUCGUCGUGCCGACUCCCGCCCCUGCUGUUGAGGAAGACCCUGAGAGCCCGAAUUUGCGGGCGCCUUCGCUACCAUGCGGUGUGGUAGCUGAGGCUACAAAUGUCGAUCUGGCAUGCUCCCUGCCAGCUUCGGUGUUGAGUGGAGAGGUGGGAACACGAGGGGAGGACGAAGGGGCUGGGAGUGAGACGGUGGGUAUUCCUGAGGAUCAGGAUGGAGAGGCCCCGGAGGCUCACCGGGAGUCGGAGCGGCCUUCGCCCGCGUCGCCGAUCGAGACCCAGCCUAUCAGGGCUCUGCCUAGUGGGGAGGGUGGGCGUGAUCAUGUCGGUGGGCAGCCAUCAUCGACACCGACAUCGGGGAGGGUUGGAGUAGAGGUGCUAUGCGAGGGCGGUAGUACAAAUGGGGAGGGGAUGGUCGGAGACGGAGGGACAGCUGGAGAGGGAGUUGGAGUGCGGGUGGAGCGCAGAGACAUGGAGGACUUGAGGUGGGGGGAUGUCAGCGAGCUGUGGGGUUAUGAUCCGCAUCCUGAGCGUGGGGUCCGCCCGUGCUCAGAGGCGUCGUUCCUCCUCAUCCAGGCUUCGGUGUCAGGCAGGGUUCACACACCAGAUGAGGAGGCUGACUUGGAGCACGAGACCGAGACGACUGAGGCUACUACAUCAGGUGCACGUGCCGCACAAGGGGUGGAGACUCAAGAAACUGUCGCGUGCGAAGAUGAUGCAACCGAACCCGAGUCGCCUCCUCGUCGUUGGCAAGAGAGGGGAUCCAAGAAGAGGCGGCGGGGGGAGUUGGACGGGGUUGGUAACGACGAUUUGGCCAUGGAUGAUCUCGUCGAGGAGGUGUCUGUUGCGCAGCGCUUUAGUGUGCACUUCCACCAUGUCAUGGUGCGAUGUGCAACACUGGCACAAAUGAACACCCCCAUGUCUGCCGAAGAUGUGGCCGCCGAGCUCAUGUUGGCUGCUGAUCAUUGGGCUGGUCUACAUACUGGGUGUGCUAGAGGCGGCGUCACCGCACCGUCCGUGGCCCGCGCCCUUCCCGAGCACGUUGCCGCCUCACGUUUGAGCCCUUGCCGCGGUGAUCAAGUCCAUGCGCCCUCGUUUAAACCACUAAAGCGUGCGCGCAAGAUGCCACAGAGGGGGGAGGAAGAGGAGGAGUGGGAGGAGGAAGGAGAUGAGGCGGAGGGAGACGAUGAGGAGGAGGGGAGAGGGAAGCCAAUGGUAAGGAGGGCAGUGGGAGAGGUGCAGGGAGGUGGGGGAGGGGUGGACGGGUGGUGGGAGAGGGCAGUCCAGGCGAGGUUGGCGGAGAGCAGGCAGGGAAAGGCGAGGGCAGCGAGGCAGAGGCGCCGGUGA